Molecule: messenger RNA, 2484 nt
Organism: Ustilaginoidea virens
Lineage: Eukaryota; Fungi; Ascomycota; Sordariomycetes; Hypocreales; Clavicipitaceae
Exons: 3
Coding region: 1-2484 (827 amino acids)
Biological process (GO): mitochondrial translation; ribosome disassembly
Cellular component (GO): mitochondrion
Molecular function (GO): GTP binding; GTPase activity
Source: RefSeq, a predicted model, not a curated record
AUGAUCCCUUCAACCCUGUGUCGGAGGGUGCAUCAUUCCCGAAGAUGGAUGCCCUACUCUUUUCGGCCGGGCCUGGCCUCGAACCUCGCUCUCUGUAGCCGAAGAGCUAAGCAUGGGAAAGCGAAUGUUCAAUUCCAGCAUGUGCGAGUACAAAACAUCCGAAACAUCGGCAUUAUAGCUCAUGUUGACGCAGGAAAAACCACAACCACCGAGCGCAUGCUUUACUACAGCGGUGUGACCCAAAGAGCUGGAGACGUUGACGCGGGAAAUACUGUAACUGAUUUCCUAGAACUCGAAAGAGAGCGAGGAAUCACUAUUCAGUCAGCGGCCAUUACUUUCAACUGGCCCAAGGCUGACAACUGUCCUCCGGGUACUUUGCCCAAGACUGUAAACCUUAUUGAUACCCCUGGCCAUCAAGACUUCAGAUUUGAAGUUGACCGAUGUCUUCCCAUUCUCGAUGGUGCUGUUUGCAUCAUCGAUUCUGUAAAGGGUGUUGAAGCGCACACGGAACGAGUGUGGGGUUCUGCGCAAGAGUUCAAAAUACCUCGCAUCGUGUUUUGCAACAAACUGGAUCGUGAAGGCGCUUCAUUCAGAAAAGCCGUGCUAGAAAUUGGCACCAGACUGAAAGGAUGGCCCCUGGUGUGCCAGAUCCCCUGGUGGGAUAAAGAGAACUUGGUCGGGGUGAUAGACGUCAUUGAAGGCGUCGCAUAUCGCUGGAACUCGGAGCGAGAGAAACUCUGCUAUGCACCAGAUGAGCUAAAGGAAAAAUUGUCACGGACGAAUCCAGAGCUCAUGACGGAAAUGCAGCUAGCCAGGCUACGACUCGUCGAGAGCUUGGCGGAUUUCGAUGACACCAUAAUGGACGAGUUUCUCGCGGAAAACCAGCACAUUCCAGCCGCCUUGUUGAAGCAGGCCAUUAGGCGGACCAUUCAAAGCGGAGAUGGUCGUGUCAUUCCGGUUUUUGCCGGCUCGAGUUUCCGGCACAUUGGGGUUGAGCCUUUGAUGGAUGCCAUCACUGACUAUCUGCCCAGUCCAGCAGAACGACCGGACGUUGAAGUGCGCGUCGGAUCUUGUGAACGAAAGCUACAUGAUGCUCUAGACGGUGACGGGAAAAAGGGAGGAAAAGGAGCCAAUAUUGCGUCAGUCGCCACGGUCUUCAAGGUGUUUGACCAUCCAAAGGAGGGCGUCCUAAGCUUCGUGCGAGUUUACCAUGGAACGUUGACACGCAACGCUCCGAGCUUCAACACCAACAUUCAAGUCCAGGAACGGCCAAUGGGAAUCCUUCAAAUAUCAGCAUCCAAGACACAGGAUGUCCAAGAGCUAUCUGUUGGACAGAUUGGAGCCUUGAGAGGGCUCAAGAAGGCUCGAAGCGGAGACACGCUGAUGACGACUUCGAAUGCGAAACCAGCCGCGGAACAUGUGCGUCACGUCCAAAUCAGACCACCCGAUAUCCCGCCUCCGGUUGCGUUCCUACAGGUAGAGCCAUAUGGAAACGUUGCAGCUCAGGAACUGCAGACGGCACUGGAAAAUGCUUCGAGAGAAGAUCCCAGUCUGAGAUGGAGCCGAAACUCCAAGACUGAUCAGUUCACUAUUCAAGGCAUGGGGAAACUUCAUCUCGACGUGUUUCUGCAUAACCUGAGACAGAAGAAGAAAAUCGACGCCGAGUUCGGUGCAAUCGAAGUCGAUUACAAGGAAUGCAUCAUUCAGCGCACCAAACCACACUACACGGUCUUUGACAGACCGGUGGCCAGCAAGCCGGGAAAGGCAGCCUGUACAGCAACUCUGGAUCCUAUUGAAGAGGAAAGCCGCGGCGACUUGAGCUCUGGUGUUGAGAUGGAUGGGAAUGUAUAUGAGAUUGAGAUACCCGAGCCGUCGGGAGCGGGUGGUGCGGUGUUUGAUGCGGAGGAGGCGCGUCACCAACUUCUCAACGGAGCCGUCGCAGGAUUGGCUCGAGGACCGCGAAGAGCGUCGCCUAUUCAUGGAUGCCACGUAAAGGUGACGCUCGACACUUCCGAGGAUGCCUUGGUAAGUCCCAGUGGCGGGCAUUUCAGCAGCGUCGCCAGGACGGCGGUGCAAAAUGCGCUUCGUGAUGCUUUCCUUGCGCAGAACGUUGGGGUGCUGGAACCCAUCAUGCUCACGCACAUUACUUGUCCAGAAGCAGCGGCAGGUACUGUGCAGCAUGACAUUACAGCAGGGGCAGGUGGGCACAUCCUCGAGGUCAAGGACCGAUCCGUGGAGUGUUCCGGUGGCGACAUGGUUGAUGCCUCCAAAAUCUACGCUCCUCCGGAUCCAUACGAUUCUGUCACGUCACUGCGCGGGAAGAAGACGGCGGAUAGGAUGGUUGAAAUUGUAGCCAAGGUGCCGUACAAGGAGAUGCUCGACUAUGAUGAUCACUUGCGAAGCAAGACGGCAGGACGACAUUCCAUGACCAUGUCGUUCGACUCGUUUGCGAGGGUUGUCGGUCACCGGGAGAAGGGGUUGUAG